UGUGCUGCCGUUUUUUGCGUUUUCCAGUUCCACAAUCUUUUAUCAGCUAGCAGCAGGCAGCUGUCAACCAUCGUUCGUUCCGUUCCGUUCCGUAGUUCUUCGUCACUCAUCCAUCAGCGGGAGAAAGAAAACCUUCGACGGAUGAAUAUUGAAAUUCAAUUCCAAUUCAAUAGUGGGCAGUGUGUUGUGUUGUUCGUGAUUUGGUUAGUUUUAAACGCGUAAAAAAGUUCAAGACGACAGCCAUUCCGUUUUGUGUUCCGGAGUGGUUUCUCGAAGAGGAAGAAUCGGAAUCCUCCGCGCGAAGAUUGUGUUUCUCCCGGGGGCGGAAUCGUCGUACGAGGCAGCUGGUUGCUUUAUCAGUGUUCUGUGUUGUGUUCUACCGAGAGAAUUGCUUGUUCUUGAUUCCGAAAGGUCACCAGAAGUGAGCGCAGUGAAUAAUAGUGAUUACUGAUAAUGGUUUCCAGAAGAAGCUAGUGCGACUCUGCUCAAGAUCUCUCCUUAAUGGGGCGCUAAAGUGUAACCAAAGUACCUAGUGGAUUUUUCCUUUUGUGUGUGCAGAGCUGCAAGCGUUAGAUGGUGAUUCCGGGUCGGAACAACAUCAGCCGCAGCCAACGAGUAAAACACUUCCGAUGACCUCAGACGGACCGCUAGUCAAUUUGGAUUUCGAAGAAACCAACGCGAAAGCUAACUUUCCGGACGGAACAACCAUCGGAACAAUUGCGACGACGACUGUGAUAGCCGCUGUUCACCACCACGAAUCAAAGGAACCAUCCUUACACAGAUCGUCGUCUUCACUGGUGAACGGAGGCGGAAACUUUUCCGGAACUUCCCCAGGAGGAGGAAGUGGCGGAGGAGAACCGAACCUUACCCCUCGAUCCGCCAAUGUAGACAAGCAGAGGGGCAAAGUCAAACAGCAUGAGAUAGGUGUUGAUCUGUCGGAUUACGAGCGAUACCGCCUAAACUCACAAUCAUCUGUAGAGGACUAUAUUGGGGGUACCGUCGGUGGCACGUUGUCCCUCAUUCCGGAAGUGCACUUCGAAGGAAUCACGCUGGAUUCCGGGAUCGAUCGGGAAUCGCAGCCGCUGCUGGGCGGCCGCGACCAUGAGAUUACCUACAAUCAGUUUCCAGAUGACCCCCACUUCAGUGAUCUGGUGUAUUCGGCCGAAAUCGCCAUCGAUGGCGGGAUCUACCCGGAACGCAUCUAUCAGGGAAGCAGUGGAUCAUACUUCGUGAAAAACCCUGCCAAGAAAGUAGUAGCGGUGUUCAAACCGAAGGAUGAAGAACCCUACGGAAGGCUCAAUCCAAAGUGGACCAAAUGGAUGCACAAACUGUGCUGUCCAUGCUGCUUCGGGCGAGCAUGUCUCAUUCCCAAUCAAGGCUAUCUCUCGGAAGCCGGCGCCAGUCUAGUGGAUCAGAAGCUAAAUCUAAACAUAGUACCAAAAACCCGCGUUGUCCGACUGGUUUCGGAGACGUUCAACUACCCGCGUAUCGAUCGCCAAAAAGCCCGGAUAAAGAAAACCAUCAAGGAGCGAAUACCGGCAGCCCGUUUCAAUCGGAUGAGCCUUCCGCCGAAGACGGGCUCAUUUCAGUUGUUCGUCGACGGUUACAAAGAUGCCGACUAUUGGCUGCGACGGUUCGAGCAGGAACCACUUCCUACUCGAUUAUCGCAAAAGUUUCAGCUCCAGUUCGAACGGUUAGUGGUGUUGGACUACAUCAUACGGAACACAGAUCGUGGCAACGACAACUGGCUCAUCAAAUACGAACAACCAUCGAUAGUGGCGCAAGUUAACGGCGGUACGCCAAAUGGAAUGCCUCGAAGUAGCAGUCGGUUAGAGAUGACCGAGAACACCGACUGGAAUUUGGUUCAGCUGCCGGAAAUUAGGAUUGCCGCCAUCGAUAAUGGGCUGGCGUUUCCCUUCAAGCAUCCGGACUCGUGGCGAGCCUAUCCCUACCACUGGGCUUGGCUGCCGCAGGCCAAGAUACCAUUCAGUCAGGACAUCAAGGAUCUCAUUUUGCCCCUGCUGUCCGAUCAGAACUUCGUGGAGGAAUUGUGCAACGAGCUGUUCGAGCUGUUCCGCCAGGACAAGGGCUUCGAUCGGAGCCUGUUCGAGCGGCAAAUGUCUGUGAUGCGCGGCCAGAUCCUGAAUCUGACGCAGGCCCUCAAGGACGGCAAAAGUCCGGUACAGCUGGUCCAGAUGCCGGCUGUCAUUGUUGAACGAUCAAAAGUGAACCCAUCAGGACGAUUUUUCUCAUUCCAACAGCGCUUCCAAAACAAGAGCCCAUUCUUCUCCUGGUGUUAGAGGAAAAAAAAUCCACUAACGAGUCAUAACUAAACGAAUAACAACUGAAAACACCGAAAUUAGGUUUGAAUCUAACAACAAAAUGAAAAGUUAAGUGACUUGCGGCGAACGGCGCUCUUUAGGUGGAACAAUGUUCUGGGAACACUUAUCGUUUGUAUGUAAUCGAGGUAAUGAAAUGGAAACGUUAUAAAUUAUAUAUAUUGCAUAGUGAAACAAACUGUAUGUAUUUAUCAUUCAAAUUACGAGAAAAAUAAAGUUAUGCAUAGUAUAAAAUUAUACUAUUGAAGGUGAAUUAUUAGAAUGUCUUGCGAAAUUCUCUUUUUUGUAUAUUUAUUGUCGAACAACAGUCUGGGUUAUUUAUUGCUUAACGUCUACCAGUUGCAAUCUUAUGUAUAUAAGUCAAAAACGCAGAAGAUAAUUUCAGAAAAUUUUAAGACUUUUUGUUUUAUCAUUGGUGUACCAAAAACAGUUCCAAAAUGUUGAAUUCAAAAUGUUGAAACAUGAGUAAAACAUUUCAAUGUGACACUUGAAAAGUAGCGAGGAGUCAAAUCAAACAUCACUAGUCUUAUUUAAUAAAAAAAUACAUUACUACUAGAGAGCAGUAAAUACAUAAAUCUAAAUUUGAAACAAAUUCGUCAUACGAAAAUGAUGUACAAUAGCGAAAAAUAGCGAGGAAAAAGCGCAGAACCGGUUGGUCCAAAGAUGUUGAAAUUUUCGACAAAUUUCGUAAAAAACAAAACAAAAACCCACGUAAUCAGAUUCAGAAUAGUAAAGAAUGAUGUAGGGUAGAUACAUUUCAGUAGCUAGGUAGAACACAACUAGGCAAUUAUCUCACCAAGUAUCACAGAAUGGAAAAUUGAAGAAGAACCAGUCGUGAGACUGAAAUGAGUCAAUCCGUAUCAACAGUGAAGAGAUUUGUUUUCAUCAUCUUCAAACAUCAAAUCUAUACAGACACAGGUACACAGUACACAAAACCACUCAGAAACAUAGAGUCCUCAAUAGGCCAAUUAUGUUUUACAAUCAGUUACACUAGACCCGACAAGUGAAUCAAUAAUAAUCAUCAAAUACAGUA
This is a messenger RNA of Aedes aegypti (yellow fever mosquito), 3372 nucleotides long. RefSeq names its product phosphatidylinositol 4-kinase type 2-alpha. Bases 630 to 2300 code for a protein of 556 amino acids. Gene Ontology annotation, molecular function: 1-phosphatidylinositol 4-kinase activity. Gene Ontology annotation, cellular component: endosome; lysosomal membrane; plasma membrane. NCBI's taxonomy places the organism in Eukaryota, Metazoa, Arthropoda, Insecta, Diptera, Culicidae. The transcript is spliced from 5 exons. Gene Ontology annotation, biological process: Golgi organization; phosphatidylinositol phosphate biosynthetic process; endosome organization. The record is from RefSeq and is a predicted model, not a curated record.